Molecule: messenger RNA, 870 nt
Organism: Diuraphis noxia (Russian wheat aphid)
Lineage: Eukaryota; Metazoa; Arthropoda; Insecta; Hemiptera; Aphididae
Product: cuticle protein 18.6-like
Cellular component (GO): extracellular matrix
Source: RefSeq, a predicted model, not a curated record
AUCGGUUCACCCACAUUUGCCAACUAUCAAUCACCAACGUUUGAUCUGUAACUGUCGCAAUUCAAGCACACAAAUACAGCCACUAAAAAUCAUCAAAAUGGCAUACAUGUUCGUAGUCAUCGCCGCCUCCAUCUUGGCCACCGCCUACGGAUCUCCCGUAGCAGCACCCAUCUACUCCGCUGGCCCAGCUUACUCUGCACCAGCUUACUCUGCUGCCCCAGCAUACGCUGCACCCUCUUCAUACUCUGCUCCAUCUUACAAACCCGCUUACAAACCAGCAGCGUACGGACACGAAUCUUACGAUGCCCCAGCCCCGUACAACUUCGAAUACAGCGUGAACGACCCACACACCUACGACGUCAAGAGCCAAUCCGAAUACGCCGACGGAAACGGUUACGUCAAGGGAUCCUACAGUCUGGUCGAACCCGACGGUUCCACCCGCACUGUCGAAUACACCGCUGACGACUACAACGGUUUCAACGCCGUCGUCAAGAAGGAAGGUGGAUACGCCGCACCAGCUUACUCCGCACCAUCAUACUCUGCACCAGCCUACAAGGCCCCGGCAUACGCUGCACCAGCCUACUCUGCACCAGCCUACAAGGCCCCAGCUUACGCUGCACCAGCCUACUCUGCACCAGCCUACAAGGCCCCAUCUUACUCCGCCCCGGCCUACAAAGCCCCAUACUCCGCUCCCUCAUACUCCGCCCCAGCUUACAAGGCCCCAGCUUACUCCGCACCGGCUUACUCCGCACCGGCUUACUAAGCUAAAUAUUUGACUUUUUCGAAAUCAAAAUGUCAGUUCUAAUUUAUUGUUAUUUAUUUAUUUAAAUGUAAAUAUAAUAAACAAUUAAUAUUUGCAAAUCAGUAAAA